Messenger RNA from Aspergillus niger, 1125 nucleotides. RefSeq lists its product as uncharacterized. The transcript is spliced from 2 exons. Gene Ontology annotation, biological process: fatty acid biosynthetic process. Lineage: Eukaryota; Fungi; Ascomycota; Eurotiomycetes; Eurotiales; Aspergillaceae. Gene Ontology annotation, molecular function: [acyl-carrier-protein] S-malonyltransferase activity. The record is from RefSeq and is a predicted model, not a curated record. Gene Ontology annotation, cellular component: mitochondrion. The coding region runs from base 1 to 1125 and encodes 374 amino acids.
AUGCCAACCUCAACCCCGCAGAGACGGCCUUGCGCACAGCUCUCUUCUUUCCUGGUUUGCAUACCCUGUCAUGGUGUACAGCGUGUGGGGAUGGCAAGCUCUUGGGUUGAGAAGUUCCCCAAAAUAUCCAACAGAUUCCUAGACGAAAUGGAUUCGAUCUUGGGGUUCAAAUUGUCUCAUACCAUUUCAGAAGGACCAAAUUCGGAGCUCGAUAAGACCGAAAAUUGUCAGCCGGCUAUAAUGGCAACCUCAAUACUAAUUCUUCGAAUACUUGAAGAGGAGUUCGGCUUCAUGACAAGCUCACGAGUGAGUGUUACGCUCGGACAUAGUUUGGGCGAGUUCUCGGCACUUGUUGCUGGAGGUUACCUCGCUUUUAGCGAUGCACUGAAGUUGGUGAGACGGCGUGCAGAGAUUAUGUCCGAGUGCACGCGAGAUGCUACCAAGAGAUCAGGGGAUGAAUUUGGCAUGAUAGCACUUGUCUGUGAGCCCGAGCAUAUGAGUGAAUUGCUUUCUACCAUUUACGAUUUUAUUGGACUUGGCCCAUCAACUUUGAAAGAUGACUCGAGCCAAUGGUACAAGGCAUUCCAACAAGUGAUGGUGGCAAAUAUCAAUUCAAGGAAUCAGAUUGUACUAAGCGGCAACAUUGCAAAAAUAAAGGAUCUGCUUAUCCAGCUUCGUCAAUUUGGAGGACACGAUCCUCGUGCGGUGAGAUUGAGAUGCGAAAGUCCGUUUCACAGUCCCAUUAUGAUACCAGCAGCCAACUACAUGAAAAGUGCCCUUGAACAUAUGAAUAUCAAUUUCCCAGCACGAAUGCCAUGUAUCUCGAACGUUUCGGGCUUACCGUUCAAAUCCAAGGAAGAACUCAGAGUUUUAUUAUCACAGCAGUGUGUCGAUACGGUAAAAUGGUGGGAUAGCAUCCGAUACCUAGAUCAGACCCAUGCAGUAACACGCUGGAUUGGCAUCGGACCUGGAAAAGUCGGUAGAAAUCUGGUUGGGAAAGAGGUCGGUAAGGUUAUGGUGAAAGGCGGCGGUGUUUGGUCGAUAUCUGACCCCCUGGAGAUAGCAAAUGUCCUUUCUGCGUUGGACAAGACUGAGAGUGACACUUCACAUGAUCGAAAAGGAUGA